Messenger RNA from Salvelinus sp. IW2-2015, 2212 nucleotides. The record is from RefSeq and is a predicted model, not a curated record. Lineage: Eukaryota; Metazoa; Chordata; Actinopteri; Salmoniformes; Salmonidae.
ACAGUACAUAUCACAGGUCUUAUAUACAGUACAUAUCACAGGUCUUAUAUACAGUACAUAUCACAGGUCUUAUAUACAGUACAUAUCACAGGUCUGAUAUACAGUACAUAUCACAGGUCUUAUAUACAGUACAUAUCACAGGUGGCUGGUUGCAACUUAAUUGGGGAAGGCUGGCUCAUAGUAAUGGCUGGAACGGAAUACAUGGAAUUUCCAUGGUUACCAUGUGUUUGAUAACAUUCUAUUCACUCAAUUCCAGCCAUUACUAUUAGCGUUCCUCCCCUCAGCAGCCUCCUGUGAUAUGUAUAUAACCAGGCCCUAUAUAACCAGGCACUAUAUUCUAAUAGGCCUAAUGAAUAUGUAGGAAUUUACAUUCCUUCCUUUUUUGUGUUAGAAUUAUUUUAAGACCAAGGAAAUAUCUGGUUUUGGCUUGAACUCUCAGUAUUUGUAAUAGAUUUGUGCCCCUUAAAUAUUUACUUAGUAUUAUGUGCAAAUUUAAUACAGUUGUUUGUAGGAUUACAUAAUUGUUGUAAUUUAAAUAAAUAAUGUAUUUAUGAAAGCUGUAUCUGUAAAAUCAUUUAUUUUCUGUAGUAAAAAUGUUACAACCUUGUAGGCCUACAGGCCAGAUUAAUUAAUUAUUCAGCUGUUUUGAUAAGGACUAACUUUUCAUUGCUUUUGUUGUUCUUCAUUUAUAUUUUAUUCACAUGUUUGUCAUAUUUUACAAUAUACAUUGUAAACAUUACAUUAUAAACCUUUUGAACAUAGAUAGCUAUGGUCUGAUAUGGUCUAUGAUUUUGUUUUUUUUGUGCAUUUCUGUGUGGCCCUGGCCUCACCCAUCUCGUCGGCAGUGUAUAGGCGCCACCCUGUGGCAAUUUGGCGAACUACAGCGCAGGACAGGAAAAGAGAAAAUGACUUACCUUCAGUUUAUUUACAAUACAUAGCUACAAAGAAAAGCAAGGAUGCAGUAUAAAACCAGCGCUCUCUUACAAUACCACUUAUCUAACGUAACAAGCUUCUCAAUAAAAUACCUAGCCAAAUAUCCCAAAAUGUAAGAAGGUUUCUAUAUCAUUGUUACCUCCAGUAAUAUGCACAGUCACGGUGGCCGAGAGGUUAAGGCGUUGGACUCGAAAUCCAAUGGGGUUUCCCCGCACAGGUUCGAAUCCUGUUCGUGACGAUUGUUCGCUUUUAGUAUUUGCAGUUGUAUUAAAGAAAACACGGCAAGUAUAUCGACAAAAACAACUUCUGCUUAAAUAGGCUUAUUUGGAUUUCGAAAUAGCUAUAUGGAGAAUUUAUGCUUUAUUAUGGGGGAAUGAGCUCUGAACGUAACACGCCCCCUUGAUAAACAUGUGUUUUUCUCGUCUCCCUAAUUUUGACAGCUGUAAAUUAAUUAGAACCUGCUUUGAACGAUUUCCACCAUCACUACUUGUCUCGCUUUAGUGACUUUAAUCAAAUAUGUUCGCCAGUGUGCCAAACGAUGAUCAAUUCUUGAUAAAAGACAUCAAGUCGGGAUUGAAGAAUAUAAAUGUAAUCUUUAUCGUGUUGGAAAUGGGAAGGGUAACUAAAACAAAGGAUGGGCAUGAGGUUCGCUCCUGCAAGGUGGCCGAUAAGAGUGGGUGCAUCACCCUGUCUGUGUGGGACGAGUUGGGUGGACUCAUCCAGCCAGGAGACAUCCUCCGUCUCACACGAGGCUAUGCAUCCCUGUGGAAGGGCUGUCUGACUCUUUACACAGGCAGAGGAGGAGACCUGCAGAAGAUAGGAGAUUUUUGCAUGGUCUUCUCUGAGGUGCCAAACUUUAGUGAACCAAACGCAGAGGUACUGGCCCAGGCCAACAGGCCGUCUAAAGUUGAGUCCCAGAACAGUUCUUCUGUCAGUCAAAGCUCCACCCCCUCAGUCCCCACCCACACAUACUCUUCCAAUGAAUGCCCUCCGCUCUCCCAGAAUCCAACCUAUGGGAGCACAGGACGGCAGAAUGGGCGAGGCAACGGAGGUCCUGGGCAAGGCAACGGAGGUCCUGUCACCGACCCUAUGGGCAACAGCAGGGACCCACGGCAAGGGCUAAAGAGGAAAUGAUGCUGGUUUCAAAUCAACACGUAUCUUGGGCCUAACUGUAUUUUUAUUUAUCUAAUUAAAUCAUUGUUGUUAACAUGGCCAUCAUUUUCUAAGGAAGAUAACAUGUUACACAUUUCUUUCAAAUAAAUAAAUCAUAACUAAAAGA